UGACAACUCCACGAGUCACAAUUUCACUGAUACAUCGUGCUCACAAAUUAGAAGCUUGAGUCUUCUCACUUCUCAUUGAUUCUCAAGACUUAGAAGCUCGCAAUUUCACUCUCCGCUCACAAGUCUUACAAAACUCAGUCGCUCACUGCCUCCAUUUCACUCUCAGAAUUACAACUCUGCUCACGCGCUCACGAUUUCUCAAUCUCUGCAAUUGUCUUUGGUGAAAGUAUCAUGGCUGAAAAUAUCAUAACUUGUAAGGUUGUUGGUGAAAGUGGAGCUUCUAAUUCAAAUGCAAUAGGUCAAACUCAAACUGCUCAAUCCAAAGUAAAGAAAGAAAGGAAAAAAAGAUCUCGUGCAUGGGAUUAUUUUACUUGUAAAGCUAAUUCUGAUGAAAAUGAUAAGGGUGUUUGUAACUAUUGUAAGCAAGAGUAGUUUGCUGACACAAAAGAACAUGGUACAACGGCAAUGAUUGGUCAUAUACCUAAAUGCAAGAAAAUGCCUUAUAAUAUUGAUAUUAAACAAUCAAAAUUAGCAUUUCAACCAGUGAUAUGGGGUAACAAGGGUGAUGUAGCUGUUGUUCCAUGGAAAUUUGAGCAGGAAGAGUGUAGGAAGGCUUUGUGUCGUAUGAAAAAGAAGAAGCAUAAAUAGGCACUGAAAGCCAGACCCGUGUUUGUGAUUAGAGCCACGGGUGGCUGUAUCACAGUAAACUGAGCAAAGGCAACUGAGACCGAGAGGAUGGAGAAUACUACGAGUGUAUUGCCACUAGUCUGCAAAAUCAUUCACAUACCUGAAAAGUCAUCCUUUCUUCCUCAUCUCCAACCCACAGUUAACGUGCUUGCUUCUUUCAUUGAACCCAAAGAUGCCAAUACUCUAGUCAGGAAGUUAAAUAAGAUUGCACCACUGGAAAAUUUGCAACAUGUGAAGCGUGUGCAGAAGAAAAGCAUUGAUGGGGGGAAACCUCAAUUAUCUCUGCUUUUAUGUAUGACUGUUGGAAAUGAUGGUGGAGAUGAUUGCAUGCCAUACGAGAUUCUUGAACUUGUCAAAUCAUACCAGUUGAGUACUUUCAUCACAAAAGUUUGCAAAUAUGCUGCAACAUCAAAAGAAGAAUGGGACGAACAGUGCAAGCUCUGGCCUACUUCGUAUCAUCCGCCAACCUACAACAUCAGUGGCAUAACUGGAUUUAGUGAAGAGGAGUCGCAAUCAGUUGUCGGUUUCAUGAGACACACCAUUAACUUGGCAACAUCUUCUAUUGGUCAGGUGGUCAAUGCUGCUGUUAUUGUAGAUCCUUCAACUAAGCAGGUCAUUGCAAGUGCUUGUGACCAGGUAAUAUCCUCGGCCAGUCUUGCAAAUGGGGUCAGCAAGGAAGGUAGCUGCUCGAACUAUCUAGAAAACCUCAAAGCCUCUAAUUUGGAAAACCAGCAAAUGUCACUUUUGGAUGGUUCAAUUAGUGAAUUUAAACCUAUAACUGACAAUGUUGCUUGUGUACAUCCUUGGCAAUGGGCACUGCAAAACUCUAGUUGCUGGCAUCCUUUGCGGCAUGCGGCUAUUGUAGCCAUUGAAAAUUCUGCUGCCAGGGAUCUACAACUUUUUCCUGAUCACAAAGCUCUAUCUCCUUUGAAAAGACAGAAGAUCGAGGAGUCUGGCUUCCAAAGCAAUGGCCAUAGUUAUCAAUCGCUCAGACCUUAUCUAUGUACUGGAUAUGACAUUUAUCUGGCCUGGGAGCCAUGUGCAAUGUGCGCAAUGGCGCUUGUACAUCAAAGAGUUAGACGGAUAUUUUUUUCUUCCCCAAAUUCCAGUGUUGGUGCACUAGGAAGUGUUCACAGAUUGCAAGGGGAGCGGAGCUUAAAUCACCAUUAUGCUGUUUUCAGGGUCGUGCUGCCUGAGGAGGUGUUCAGGAAUAAAGUUGUAGAUGGAAAGACUUCUGGAAGUGGUUGAAACAAACACUAAUCAGCUUUUUGGGGAGUCUUUAAAAAUUAAAGAUGAAUGACAAGUGACAUGUUACCAACGAUUCAACAAACCAAGAAUGGUUCUUAUAUGUGGAUUAUCCGGAGGGGAAAAUUACUGUCAGCAUUAACCAGGAGAUUGAAGUCACGAAAGAGAAGAAACUGUUCCAAUGAAUCAAAAUUUGGUUCACCAAUACUUAUCCAUGUUUAGCAAGAUAUGCCGAGCUGAGUACGAUAUCCCACAACAUUUCUGGAUGGGAGUUUGAAUCGAUUACAUAUGGAAUUUUUUAAUAUCAAGAUUUGAGAAUAGAUUUGGGUAGUGCAUUUGAUUAAAAGUUAUGUAACCAUUAAAUUACUCUGAAGAUUUUUUCAUCUGGAGUUUUCUGAUGGUUCCGAAGUGGGUGAUUUUAACAUUCAUAUAAAUAUUUCACCUGUGCAACAGUAUGAAGGCCAGAUUUGCUGGUAGAAAACCAGUUUCAGAGAGCCAAGAAAAGAAGAUUGUGGAAGGACAAUAACAUUGUCAAGCACAUCUUGGUAACUUUCUUCUUUUACUGGAUUUUUAAAUGGAUAUUGUUUGAACUAGCUGUGGAAACAACAUCUUGCAGAAAUGCAGGGUCUGGCCCUUGUGGUAUGUACAAUAGGCCCUUGUGGUCUGACCCUUCUCUGGACCCUGCACAUAGCAAGAGCUUAGUGCACCGGGAUGCCCUUUUUUAGGUCACAUAGCGCACCCAGGCAAAGAGUGCAGUUUGAGAAAAUUGGUUCGACAAAGUAUGUUGAUGGACUUGUGGAUGCAGACACAAAUUCAGAGAAUAGUUGGAGAUCGCUUGGUAACUUCAGGAACAAAGCAAAACCAGGAUCAGGUCAAUCAGACCGAGUAGGGAGACCUGAUCAUCGCAGUACUGUCCAUUCCAGCUCUCCCUUUGGCCAGAGACAAUAGAGAAAUGCUUCCUUUAGGCUUGCUGUACAAAUUCUAGUAGUAAAAAUCAACCUUGGUCUCAAUGUGACCUAAGGUAAGUACUUGCCAAGUUGAUCAAGACUUGUGUUUGUAAAGUGAAAAUAACAGGUUGCAAUUAUCUUGUUUGAUGGUCGUUUAAGUUGUUAAAUUUUGCCUGUGGCAAUGUUUGAUAAAAUGUAGCAAUCAUAUAUUUCCGGAAAGUUCUCAUCCCACAUACUUU
Solanum stenotomum is the source of this 3118-nucleotide messenger RNA. RefSeq names its product tRNA-specific adenosine deaminase TAD3-like. The record is from RefSeq and is a predicted model, not a curated record. Gene Ontology annotation, cellular component: cytoplasm; nucleus. Bases 736 to 1935 code for a protein of 399 amino acids. Gene Ontology annotation, molecular function: tRNA-specific adenosine-34 deaminase activity. The transcript has 5 exons. NCBI's taxonomy places the organism in Eukaryota, Viridiplantae, Streptophyta, Magnoliopsida, Solanales, Solanaceae.